This is a messenger RNA of Scedosporium apiospermum, 1539 nucleotides long. RefSeq lists its product as uncharacterized. The transcript has 3 exons. Bases 1 to 1539 code for a protein of 512 amino acids. Lineage: Eukaryota; Fungi; Ascomycota; Sordariomycetes; Microascales; Microascaceae. The record is from RefSeq and is a predicted model, not a curated record. Gene Ontology annotation, molecular function: dipeptidyl-peptidase activity.
AUGGCAGACCUCACUCUACCAAAGUAUAUGACAAAUACCACCGAUGUAGAAGGAUACACUCGGAUCAAAAAUGUCUACGUCGGACUCCGCGAUGGAGUCGAGCUCUGCGCCGACAUCUUCUUACCGUUUUCGGCGUCGAAAGAAGGCAAAAAGGUCCCUGCAAUCCUCAACUUAGGCCCCUACGGCAAGGACAUACCUGUCCUGGAAUUCGGUCUGCCAAAGACUGAUAUAUCCUCUUCUUUGGACCUGUACGAUGUGAUUGAAUGGGCCAGCGCACAGCCGUGGUGCUCUGGCAAGGUAGCACUCAGUGGAAUCAGUUACUACGGCAUGACAGGAUACUGGGCUGCCAUGCAGAAACCUCCGCAUCUAUCCGCGGUGGUGACAUACGAGGCAGCCGUGGACCUGUACCAGGCAGCUCGCAAAGGUGGGAUUAUAGGCGCUAACUUCCAAACUCACUGGUAUAACAACAUCGUUGUCCCCUCCCAAUCUGGCAGCGAGACACUCUCCGCCGAUCAGCUUACCGCGAACCGCGUCGACUAUCCCGCUCUCGUAGGCAAGGACGAAUAUCCGGACGGCGAGUCGUGGCGGCUCCUGAAGGAACUCCGAAAACUCUCCGACAUCGAGGUGCCAAUCUACAUUUCAGGCAAUUGGACUGACAGUGAGCUCCACCUGCCCGGCAACAUCCGUGCCUAUAACGGUGUUUCUUCGAAGCAUAAAUGGCUCGAAAUGCACACGGGAAACCACCUAGAGUUCUACUAUCACCCGGACCACGUUGUGCUUCAAAAGAGCUUCCUUGAUUACUUCCUAAAGGAGGAAAAGGAGUCUGGCAUUCUCUCCGUGCCUCGCAUUCGACUCAUCACUCACCGCGGUAACCAAACGUUCUACCGCGAAGACGAGAAGGCAUUUCCGCCCCCAGAUGCCGAAGACAUCUCCUUCUACCUAACGCCAUCUCAAACCCUGACUCUCACACGACCGCCAACGGGUAGCAAGAAGAGAUUUGAGUACCCGGGCCUCACAGGCACGUUGACGUUCGAGCUCGAUUUUCCGUUCAGCGAACCUUUCGAGAUCCUGGGGACGCCCUACGUCGAGCUCGAAGUCGCCACGGAGGCCGAGGACCAGGAUAUCUUCCUGACGUUGCGCGUCCUUGACGCCCAUGGCAAGCCGGUUAUCCUGGAGGGAAACCACAGCGAGCCAAACGAACAUUUCGCUAAGGGGUACUGGCGGCUCUCACAUCGCGACGAGAUUGACGAAGGGUUUAGAGAUCAGGGGGUCAAGGUGCCUUCGCAGCCUGUUGUGCCUAGGUCGCCGGUCGAGAAGGGUAAAGUGUACAAUGUUACCAUUCCUUUCCUGCCGACAGCGUUCCUCAUCGAUAGGGGCCAGAAGCUGUCGGUGGAGAUUGGUGCGCAGGAUACACUUAGUACGAUCCCACCCAUGCGACAUGAUGGUGGGGAGAGGGAGCCGGGUAGGUUUGGUGGGAAGAACAUAAUCUUCUCGCAUGGACGGUUGGCUCUGCCAAGGGUUAGCAGAGCCGUUCCUUGA